Pseudophryne corroboree (corroboree frog) is the source of this 1375-nucleotide messenger RNA. RefSeq names its product toll interacting protein (gene TOLLIP). The record is from RefSeq and is a predicted model, not a curated record. Lineage: Eukaryota; Metazoa; Chordata; Amphibia; Anura; Myobatrachidae. Gene Ontology annotation, cellular component: cytoplasm. The coding region runs from base 221 to 1192 and encodes 323 amino acids. Gene Ontology annotation, molecular function: ubiquitin conjugating enzyme binding; ubiquitin binding. The transcript has 8 exons. Gene Ontology annotation, biological process: ubiquitin-dependent protein catabolic process.
ACAUGGAAGCCGUUGCCACGGUGCUGUGACUGCUGUCUGGCAGAGGCUCUGAUGAUCGUGUUGAUAAAGUUAUCACAUGCUUCGAUAGCUCGGGUCCUGCGCAUGCGCGCCGCGCUCGAUCAGGUGACUGUGUGACGUACCAGCGGUGCAGGCAGCAGAGCAGGAAGUGACUGUCCGUGAGUGAGGAGACCAGGUCGGAGACAGGAGCUGCCCCAGGACCAUGGCCACCAGUGUCAGCACUCAGCGGGGACCGGUGUUCAUUGGUGAACUCCCCCAAGACUUCCUGCGUAUUAUGCCCACCCAGCAGCAGCAGCAGAUUCAGCUUGAUGCCCAGGCGGCACAACAGCUGCAGUAUGGAGGGGCGAUGGGUACCAUGGCCCGGCUCAGAAUCACUGUGGUGCAGGCCAAACUGGCAAAGAACUACGGUAUGACCCGGAUGGACCCUUACUGCAGGAUACGUUUGGGAUAUGCAGUGUACGAGACUCCCACUGCACAUAAUGGGGCCAAAAAUCCCCGAUGGAACAAGGUUAUCCAGUGUACCAUACCACCAGGAGUGGACUCCUUCUACCUGGAAAUAUUUGAUGAGAGGGCUUUCUCCAUGGACGACCGCAUUGCAUGGACACACAUUACUAUCCCGGAAACACUGAAGGAGGGGAAGGUUGUGGAUGAAUGGUUCAGUCUAAGUGGGAGACAAGGAGAUGACAAGGAAGGCAUGAUUAACCUUGUGAUGUCCUACACGUCUGUGCCAGCCGCAAUGAUGAUGCAGCCUCAGCCGGUGGUGUUAAUGCCUACAGUAUACCAGCAAGGUGUUGGCUAUGUACCUAUCGCAGGACUUGAUUAUUUGUCUCUGGGGUCCACGGGUUAUCCGCAGGAUAGCGUUCGGAUUUCCCAAAGCAAUUUAGUGGUGGGGACGCUCCUGAUUGGACAGGAGGAUUGGACAGAGAAUCCUUCACCCGAAUUCAGCAUCAUGAGAGGCAAAGGUAUGCCAAGUAUGUACAAUGCCGGGAUACCAAUGACUAUACCGCAGCCUGCUUUAAACCCGCAACACGAGACUCGGGAAGAGGAUUUAAAAGCCAUUCAAGAUAUGUUUCCAACCAUGGACCCUGAGGUAAUUAAAUCGGUCCUGGAGGAACAUCGAGGCAACAAAGAAGCUGCUAUCAACUCCCUGCUCCAGAUGGUGGACGACUCUUAGUGGCAUCACUUCCUUUGUUCGGUUUUCCUUCCCCUGCCAGUGUCCUUUUUGACUUGCCAAGAUGGAAUCUCCCUUGACUUUUUUUCCGACCCAUAAAAUGUUAUAUUGUGGAUGCUUGUUAUUGUUCAUUGUGAUCUCAACAUUUUCUAAACCGUUAACCAAGUUGCGGAUUCCAUCACAAUG